Molecule: messenger RNA, 2307 nt
Organism: Chanos chanos (milkfish)
Lineage: Eukaryota; Metazoa; Chordata; Actinopteri; Gonorynchiformes; Chanidae
Gene: cdh19
Product: cadherin 19, type 2
Exons: 11
Coding region: 13-2307 (764 amino acids)
Biological process (GO): cell-cell junction assembly; cell-cell adhesion mediated by cadherin; multicellular organism development
Cellular component (GO): adherens junction; plasma membrane; catenin complex
Molecular function (GO): cadherin binding; beta-catenin binding; calcium ion binding
Source: RefSeq, a predicted model, not a curated record
AGUGAGCUGAGAAUGCAGAGGACGUCUCUCAAUGUCCAGCAGCACAGCAAGAGUCUCCACGCAUCUCGGCCGAGGUUCAAACGCGGCUGGAUUUGGAAUCAGCUGUUUGUGGAGGAAGAAGAUCCAACUCCUCACGUUAUUGGCCAGCUGAAAUCAGAUUAUGAUACAGGAGACUUUUCCAUCAAGUACAUUUUGUCUGGGGAAGGAGCAGGAGAGGCUUUCUCCAUUGACGAGUACACGGGUGAGAUUCGCUCACUGGGGAAGCUGGACCGAGAGGAAAAAGCAUUUUAUGUGCUCCGAGCUCAGGCCAUAAAGAGAGGGUCUGACCAGCCUGUGGAACCGGAGUCAGAAUUCAUCAUCAAAGUUCAGGAUAUUAAUGACAACGCUCCUGAGUUCCUCAACGAGCCAUACGUCGCAAGCAUUCCAGAAAUGUGUCCAGUUGGCACAACAGUGGUCCAAGUAACAGCUACAGAUGCUGAUGAUCCCAUGUUUGGGAACAAUGCCAAACUCAUCUACUCCAUCCUCCAGGGGGAGCCCUACUUUUCAGUAGAGCCAAAGACAGGAAUAGUUGUCACCUCGUGGCCCAGCAUGGACAGAGAGGCCAGGGAGAUGUAUUUGGUGGUAGUUCAGGUGAAAGACAUGCUGGGUCUGAGUGGGGGUUAUUCUGCCACCACUACCGUCACUAUCACCCUAUCAGAUGUCAACGACAAUGGUCCAACUUUUCAGCACAACCUAUAUACGUUUGCUGUGGCAGAGACUGCUGCAGUGGGAACUACGGUGGGCAGAGUUAUGGCAGAUGAUGGUGAUGUUGGAAUGAACGCCAGAAUGAACUACAGUUUAGAAGACCUGGAGGAAAGUGCUACCUUCAGUAUCCACACCGACCCCAUGACCCAGGAGGGAGUGGUGGUGUUGGCAAAGCCUUUGGACUAUGAAAGAAAGAGACGAUUUGUCAUUGCCAUAGAAGCUAUCAACGAUCUGGUGGACUCCCGCUUCCUGAGCUCAGAUGAAUUUCGUGACAGAGCAACACUCAAAAUCAUGGUGACCGACGUGGACGAACCUCCCAUAUUUUCAGCCCCGCUCUACGAGUGGAAAAUUCUAGAAAAUGCACCUGUGGGUACUCAGGUGGGCAUUGUCAGUGCCAGAGACACAGAUGCUGCAAACAAUCCCAUCAGGUAUUCCUUUGACAAAAACAGUGACAUGAGAAAAGUCUUCAGGAUAGAUUCCAACAAUGGGACCAUUACCGUGGUGAAGCCUUUGGACCGAGAGACCGCAGACUGGCACAAUUUCACGAUAACUGCCAAAGAGACAAAGGAGAACUAUCUGUCCUCCUCUGUGACAGUGUUUGUCAAAGUCCUAGACGUCAAUGACAAUGUACCCGUACUGUCCAGAGAGUACCAGCCCUACGUCUGUGAAAGCACACAGUCGGGACAGCUCAUUCAGGUGAUCAGUGCUGUCGAUGCAGACGAUCCUUCAGAAGGCCACCAUCUUUACUUCGCCAUGGUUCCAGAGAGGCAAAUUAAUCCGAACUUCACCCUCAGAGAUAACCAAGACAACACAGCCAGCAUUCUGGCACGUCGGAGCACAUUCACACGGAGGGAUCGCACUUACUACCAUCUGCCCGUGGUGCUGAUAGACAGUGGCACCCCUGCCCUCUCCAGCACCACCACCCUCACCAUCAGCGUAUGUGCCUGCCAGCCUGCUGGGCACUGCCCCACAGGAGGGGUGGAGGCCAUGGCCCUGUCUAUGGGCUUGAGCAUGCAGACACUCCUGGGCUUUUCUGUCUGCCUGAUCACACUUGCAGCACUGUCUAUACUCAUGCUAGCUGUGCAGAAACACAGAAAACACCAGAUGGGAAAACUAGAAACUGUUGAACAGGAUACAGAGGAGUUUUCAGAGAAAGUGUUACGCUACGCUGAGACAAGCAACUUCGGGGGUGACUCAGGGCUUUCUCAGCCCGUCCCGAUGAGGCCUCAUCCCAGACGACGCGAACGCAGACUCCGCAGGGAGGAGGUGGCCGCCAGCAUCCGUAUGUCCCUCAGAAACUCCCACCUCAUCGGGCCAGAGGAUGAAGUUUUCCGGCAGUUCAUAAUGGAUCGUCUCGCUGAAGCAGACCAGGACCCAUACGUGCCACCUUUUGACUGCCUAAAAACAUACGCUUUCGAGGGGACAGGGUCGGCCACCGGCUCCCUGAGCUCCCUGGAGUCUCUGACUUUUGAGUCGAGCGCCGAAAGACCUCCAGACUCCCGGCCACGCUUACUAAGGCUCAGCCCCUGGCAGGGAGCCAGAGAGGAGGAGACUACCUUUUAA